Thalassophryne amazonica is the source of this 1885-nucleotide messenger RNA. RefSeq names its product zinc finger protein 765-like. Lineage: Eukaryota; Metazoa; Chordata; Actinopteri; Batrachoidiformes; Batrachoididae. Gene Ontology annotation, biological process: regulation of transcription by RNA polymerase II. The coding region runs from base 54 to 1157 and encodes 367 amino acids. Gene Ontology annotation, molecular function: DNA-binding transcription factor activity, RNA polymerase II-specific; RNA polymerase II cis-regulatory region sequence-specific DNA binding. The record is from RefSeq and is a predicted model, not a curated record. The transcript is spliced from 4 exons.
UUCUUUGUUCACAUUUGUUGUAACGUUUAAAAGCUUCGUGUCCGCCUGUCGGAAUGAUGUGCAACGGCACAAAUCGAAAUUUCCGGAGCCAGUUAGCCGCUAUCCUGGAGAAACUGACGAACGCGGCCUUGGUGGAAAUCAGCAGCCUGGCUGAUGAAUGCUCGUCUGUCCUCUACAGUGAGAUCUCCCAACACAAGACCGAGAACGAGGCGCUCAAACGGAGGUGCUUUUCUCUGGAGAUCCAGUUGAAAGCAGCCAGGGAGGCUCACCAGGCUGUCGGCAGCAGGAGGCUCUCUGCAGAGCAGCAGCACUCCGCGCCAACCAUUCAGGGUGUUUUUGGAAAAGAGUGGUGCAUGGACCUAUGGCGGGACAAUAAACUUCCCCAUCAAAGGAAAACUAUAAUGGAGUCUGGUGCUAUGACAAGCAUGGCAGCACAAGCUAUAGAUUUGAUGGAUGGAGAGCCAGAUCUCAUCUUUGUUAAAGAGGAAACAUAUGACGACCACUCCAAUGGCCAGCAGAUGAGAGUGACUGAUAACAGAAAGCGUGUUGGAAUGUUUGAGGAGAACAGCAUGAUUCAUAGAUCUGUCAGCGAGCUGCAGCUUCACGCGGGAGAGUUAAACAACUUUGCUUUGGUGGCUCACGUGCAACCGCAACAAGACACGCAACCAACUUUUAUGGACAAGUUGAUAGAAGAUGCAUCAAUGAGUAAUCUGGUUGACAACAGUAACCCUCAAUCAACCACCGGUGACUACACAGAUUUCACGAACAGUAUCCACAUGAAUGCCACCAAACAGCUCCUCAUUCAGCCAAAACAGAUGAAAUCGCUUAAACGGUUCCAGUGCUUAUACUGCGGGAAAAUAUUCAACUAUCUGAGCAGUUUAAAAGUCCAUAUCAGACGACACUCGGGCGAGAAGCCGUUUAGCUGCAUAGUUUGCGGAAAGCAGUUUGCUCAGAAAACCUACUUGAAACUGCACCAGCGCGUGCACUCGGGGGAGAAACCAUACAGUUGUCCAGAGUGUGGCAAAAGCUUCUCCCAGAAAAGCUCUUUGAACAUUCAUCGUCGAACGCACACGGGUGAGAAGCCAUACAGCUGUGUGGACUGUGGGAAAAGUUAUGCAUACAAAUACAGUUUAAAUCACCACCAGUGUUUGAGUUAACUGAAGCCGCAUUAAUAGCUUGGUUGUUGUUUCAGAGUCUCAUGAUGAUGAUGCCAGUGUUUUAUUUCCGCAGAAAGUUGAAAUGUGGAGGGAAGUUGUGUAUUUUACAUAUUUAAACUGUAUCAUAGCCACAAAUGUGUUUUAUUUAUUUGAGCUAUCGUUCUGUGUAGAUCCCUCCUUAAUAUUUGUCAGGUGUUAUCACCUCAUUCUAGCCAAACCAGUAACUCUGCCGUUUGGAACUGUGUAGCUGGUUGACCAGCUAGCAGCUGCUGUGAUGUUUUUUCAAACAAACACUGCCAUGAUGUUACAGUCAGAGGUGGGAAACCGUGUCUUCAGCGAGUAAUAGUCCUGCCACAUAUUUAUUCCUUCCACAGGCUAAACCAGCUGGUUCAACUCUUCAGCAGAUAGAUGCGCUAAAUCAGUGAAAUCACCUGUUUUAGGUAGGACUUUUACUCACUGAAAUCAGGGUUUUCCACCUCUGGUUAUAGUGUUUUUAGGUUUACUGCCCCACCCAACGAGGUUUGUUUUCACUUGUGUCAAAACCAGAAACGCACUGAUUUUCAUUCAACUUGGUGAUGUUAGGCCUCGUCUGGAAUGGAUACCAAUAGAGCUGGAGCUUUUUUCUUUUCUUUAAUUGGUUUGUCAUAUCACUGUCGCUAUAUGAUAUCAGUAUAUGUGGCUGUAAGUGUGAUUCACAACAGGGCUUCUUUGUAGCCAGUGUUUAUUUU